Molecule: messenger RNA, 1704 nt
Organism: Fonsecaea multimorphosa CBS 102226
Lineage: Eukaryota; Fungi; Ascomycota; Eurotiomycetes; Chaetothyriales; Herpotrichiellaceae
Exons: 1
Coding region: 1-1704 (567 amino acids)
Molecular function (GO): catalytic activity
Source: RefSeq, a predicted model, not a curated record
AUGGCUUCAUAUUCGGUCCCAGAAGAAUCGAGAAAGGUCCUGCUCGAGGGCAUUCUGAGACAUCCUCAUCAAGUACUUCCUACUGGCUGUGUCGAGCUACUUGACAAGAUCAAGUUUGAGGGUCGCGAUGCACCAACCAUGGCUAUAAAUUGGCGUCUUGCCGAGAGCGUGUCCUCGUUGAAAGGCCUUGAAGGAAUUCUGCUCAACUUGCUCUUGGAGAAAAAGUACGGCAUUGCUCCACAAGAGGUCACCAUCAACACCGACCACGCCCAAUUAUUCUUAAUGUCCUUCUUUCUAAUCGAACUCAACCCAGAGAGACCAGACGUUCCUGUUAAACAGACAGAACUCCGGGAGCUGAAUCGGGUCUAUUCCAAGUACUUCCCGAAUUGCGACUGUCACCAUCAGGUCUCGUCCCAGUACCGCAAAUCGGUCCACAAUAUCUACAAAACUCGUGAUGGGCGGUUCUACCACCUUCACCCAAGCCUCAAUCCAGAUCCAUCGCUCAAAGCUUGCGGUCUACCAUGGGAUAUGCCGGAGCUGAAAACCGUCGAGGAAUCAUGGGCGCCGUUCAUUGCGAAAAUGGCAGAGAAGGAUGCCGCCGAGUGGGAUGCUCUUCUUGUUGGGGAAUACUGUCAGGCCGGCACCAUCUGCUUUGCGCCCGAGGAGUACGGCGAAACUCCGCAGGGCAAAGCUCAUGCCAAUGUCGGCCUCUAUACAAUCAACGAAUACCCAGAUUCCUCGCUGAAGCCUUGUUGGUGGCCCAGUGUCCAAAAUACCUCUGUCAAGCGUCCACUAGCAGGCCUAAAAAUUGUGGAUCUGACCAGGAUCGUUGCCGGUCCUUCGAUUUCUCGCAGUCUGGCAGAGCUAGGCGCCAGUGUCAUGCGAGUAACGGGUCCUCAUAUUGCAGACUUCUCGGGGCUACAUCCGGAUUUGAACUGGGGCAAGUGGAAUUGCCACCUGGAUCUGAGAAAGGAGGACGACCGAGCAAAGCUUCGAGAGCUGAUUCUCGAGGCCGAUGUUGUCGUCAAUGGGUACCGACCUGGAGUUUUGGACAAGUACGGCGCCGAUCAUACAACUGUCUUCAAUCUAGCCAAAGAGCGUGGCCGCGGUAUCAUCUAUGUGCGGGAGAACUGUUUUGGUUGGGAAGGUCCCUGGGCGCAUCGGGCAGGAUGGCAACCCAUUAGUGAUGCCUGUACAGGCGUUUCCACCGGCUUUGGACGAGCCAUGGGCAACAAUGAGCCCGUCACUCCCGUUCUCCCCAAUUCAGAUUUCUGCGUGGGCAUCGCUGGAGCCUGUGCCACUCUUCACGCCCUCCUUCUACGAGCGGAGAAAGGUGGCUCGUACUUAUGCAACCUCGCUUUGAACUACUACAACAAGUGGUUGGUUGACAAAGUCGGCGAAUAUCCUCCUGACGUGUGGGAGGAUGUGUGGACCCGGAGCGGGCGACGUGUUUUCCGACACUAUCACAAUAUGAACUAUACCGAACCUCCCUAUCUCGAGAUGUUCCGCCAGCAGGGUUUGUAUAACCUCGAUUUCUUCGAGGUUCGGGAGACCAAGGCCCUGGGCUUGACCAUGCGAGUGCCAAAGCCGGUCUUGCGAUUUCCCCCAGGAACGGUGGAACCUGGGUACAACGUGGGGACUCGCGGCAAUGGACUGGACCAGCCGUACUGGCCUGCUGACUUGAGUACCGAGGUAGUCAGAUAG